AUGACGCAGCGGUCCCGGCGUUUGCCUGAGAGCCCGGCAACUCUCGGCCGUGGUCCACGCAUCCCCAAGGGGCCCCUCGCAUCACCUGCGCGUGCCGCGCCCCACGCCCCGCGCCCCGGUCCGGCUGCCGCGAUGAGCGAGCUUAACACUAAAACAUCCCCAGCAACGAACCAGGCAUCUGGCCCAGAGGAAAAAGGGAAGGCUGGCAGUGCCAAGAAGGCUGAGGAAGAGGAGGAGAUUGACAUUGACCUGACAGCACCAGAGACAGAGAAGGCUGCCCUUGCUAUUCAGGGCAAGUUCCGGAGAUUCCAGAAAAGGAAAAAGGAUCCCAGCUCCUGAAUGGCUAUCCUUGCCCUUCACCUUGAUUCUUUCUCUUCCUUUCUCCAUAGUCCUGACUCCCAUGUGUCUUGUCCCUUUGUCCUUUUAGCCUCUCAUUGAGGCAAGUUCAACCUUUAUAUAUUCUUUUCUGUAGUCCUCUCAAGUCAUGACAGCUAUAGUGGCAAAAGGAACAUAGAGAAGAUGAAGGCUUUA
Molecule: messenger RNA, 531 nt
Organism: Castor canadensis (American beaver)
Lineage: Eukaryota; Metazoa; Chordata; Mammalia; Rodentia; Castoridae
Gene: Pcp4l1
Product: Purkinje cell protein 4 like 1
Source: RefSeq, a predicted model, not a curated record